Telopea speciosissima is the source of this 813-nucleotide messenger RNA. Its product is annotated as UPF0481 protein At3g47200-like. The record is from RefSeq and is a predicted model, not a curated record. Lineage: Eukaryota; Viridiplantae; Streptophyta; Magnoliopsida; Proteales; Proteaceae. The transcript is spliced from 2 exons. Bases 1 to 810 code for a protein of 269 amino acids.
AUGGCCGUUGAUGGCUUGUUCAUCAUUGAGUUAUUUCGGAAAAUUUCAGGUCAUUUUAAGGUAUAUGAUAAUGAUCCCAUAUUCCAUUCUGAUUUAAAGAGCACUAGGGUUGUGCGUGAUUUGGUAUUGCUUGAAAAUCAAAUACCCAUGUCAGUUCUUCAAACUUUAUUCGAUUUAACUAAAGAUCCUAUCUCUGAUCAUUUUUCACUUGUCCAAUUAGCUCUCAUUUUCUUCGAAGGAGCAAGCAACACCACAAUCUCUGCCAAGUGGACGGAGCUCCAGCGUUCCGGAGUUAAAUUUAAGAAGGGCUCCGAAUGUGGUAGCUUGAUAGAUAUAAAGUUUAGCAAAGGAGUAUUUAAAAUACCUCCACUACUUGUUGAUGACUGCACAGAAUUCUUUUUCAGGAACCUUAUUGCUCACGAGCAACAACAUUCUCAAGGUACACACUACAUAACUUCAUAUGCCCUCUUGAUGGAUUACCUUGUUAACUCUGCUGAAGAUGUGGCAUUUCUCCGUGAUCUUGGAAUUAUCAAGAAUCACCUGGGUGAUGACAAUAAGGUCUCGUCUCUAUUUACCAAUCUCUGUAGUGAAAUUUACUCUGGUAAGUUCUGUUAUGGUGACCUUUGCGACAAAGUGCAUCAAUAUUAUAACCAGCCCUAUAACAAAUGGAAAGCGAAUUUAAAGCGCGAUUAUUGCAACAGUCCAUGGACGAUCCUUCCAGUGGUUGCAGCAAUUCUCAUACUUUUUCUCACUAUUUGGGCCACCUUAUUUACCACCCUGCCUGUCUUCAAUGUCAAUUUCAAGCUUUAAUCU